Daktulosphaira vitifoliae (grape phylloxera) is the source of this 1920-nucleotide messenger RNA. RefSeq names its product rac guanine nucleotide exchange factor JJ-like. The transcript has 8 exons. Gene Ontology annotation, biological process: intracellular signal transduction. Gene Ontology annotation, cellular component: cytoplasm. The record is from RefSeq and is a predicted model, not a curated record. NCBI's taxonomy places the organism in Eukaryota, Metazoa, Arthropoda, Insecta, Hemiptera, Phylloxeridae. Gene Ontology annotation, molecular function: guanyl-nucleotide exchange factor activity. Bases 252 to 1592 code for a protein of 446 amino acids.
AUUAACUAGUCAUUAACUUAUAAAAUAAAAUGUUAAUUGGUACAACAAUGGGAAAUGCAAGACAAAAUAAUUUCACUGUUGACGGUUAUUUUUAAAAAAUUAACAACACGCAAGAUGUUUGCUACGACGUUGUGCGCAAGACCUACUUGGUUGAACUCUCUUCUGGUUAUUUUUAAAAAACAGAAUUAAUGCUCAAACCAAUAAAUUUGUAAUUAUUAGUAGUAAAUUCCUGCUUUACUGGUGUAAUAAAAAUGGAUAAAGAAUCAUUUGUUCCGAUGACACCGCCAAAUAAUUUUGUAAAAGAACUUCGAGUAGUAUUGGAUCAACAGAAUAUACUUACUGCAAAAACUAAACAAAAAGUUUUAAAGGAUUUAGAUCAUCAUAUUAGUGAUGAUAAUGAAAAACGAAUAGCAAAAUUGAGAACCAGAGCUAUUCAAGAAAUAUGUGUAUCUGAAACAAGUUAUAUUCAUCAAUUAGAUAAAUUGAUAACGUACUUCAAACGUCCAAUUGAAGAACAGAAAUUGGCAUCUAAUCAAAUAUUAAGUAAAUUGUUUGGCAAUGUUGAAACAAUAUUAAAUGUGAAUAAAGAACUAUUAGUUCAAUUACAUCCAGCUAAAGAAAAUGUUGGUGAAGUAUUCUUAAGUACUGCACCAUUUCUAAAAUUAUAUUCUGUUUAUGCAUUUAAUUACAAAAAUGUAAUAGAUACUUUACAAGAUUUGCCAAAACUUCAUCCAAAACUUCAUAGAUUUAUCUGUGCUCAAGAAACUAGACCUGAUGUUUCUGCUAAAUUAAACUCUUUAUUAAUAACACCAAUUCAAAGAAUACCACGAUAUUUAUUACUAUUACGAGAACUAUUGAAUUAUACUCCAGAAGAUCAUAAAAGCUUUAAUGAAAUCAAAGCUGCUCUCGAUCAAAUAAGUAAAGUAGCUGACCAUAUCAAUAACUUGGUACAAGAGCAAGAAAAUAUGUCUCGUUUAGUUAGUAUUCAGCAUAGUUUAUCAGGUUGUGGUAAGGUUAAUAUUGUGUUGCCUGGGCGUAAACUGAUAAAAGAAGGACCUUUAAUGAAAGUGUCACCUGAUGGAAGUACAUCAGUACCUCGAUAUUUAAUACUAUUGAGUGACAUGGUUUUGUAUUGCAAAGAGUGGGUUGAUCCUGAUAAGUUAAACUGCCUUCGAGUUUUACCAUUAAAUAAUUGUAUUGCAAAAUCUAUAAUGUAUAAACGAGGAUUAUUUUCUAUUAGCUGUCAAUCAAUAGAAUUAGUGUUUUAUACAAUGGAUGCUCCUCAUUCUACAUGUUCUUGGGUAGAAAUGUUACAACAAGCUAUUAAUAAUUGUAAAGCCAACUCUUUAAUGCCAAUUAAAAGAUGUGGUCCUUUAAAAUUAGUCAAAAGAAAAAAAGGCAUUGCAGAUAAAUGUAAAAAUGAUGAAAAUUGUUACUCUAGCCCUUCAAAAAAAGCUAAAUCUUCUUAUGAUCAAAAGGAUACAACUGUUGCAAGACCUGAUUGUAAUAUAUCAUAUAUGACUUCAGCAAAAAAUCUAGUUUUUAGUUUUGGAUCAACUUUAAAAAAGUUAGUUGGAAGAAAUUCAGUUUAAAUAAAAUUAAUGUUAAAACAAUUUUAAAGAACAAGUUCUAUUAUGACUGGUGGUUAAGUUUUAUUUUGUAUAAGAUCUCAUUUUUUUAUCCUAUAUUUUUUUUUCUUUGUAACAAUUAAAUUACACUUAUUCCCUUUCUGUAUGUUUAACUAUACUUUUAUCAUUUAAUUUUAUUAUGAAUUUUUUUUAUUAUUAUGCAAAACUGUAUUUUUUAAAUUUUUUAACCAUAAUAUAGUAAGUUAUAAUAAUGUAUGAUUCAUUUUUAUUUUCUGAAGUCUUUAUUUAUAUUAUAUUGACUAACAAUUAAAUAAUUUAGAGUUUUUCCUUA